UUGCUGUCAGUGACUCGCCUCCUGGGUUCUGUUGACUUGACCUAUGGACUUCAGUGAAGGUCCAAGAGUUUCCAGUCUUUCUGCUGCUGAGGAGAGGAAGAGACAGAGCUGCCACAAUGGAUCUUUUGGGGACCAGCACCGUCUUCUUGGUGCUCUGCUUGGUCCUCCUUUUGGCCUGGAGGAAAGUGGAGGCCAAGAGGAGAAACUUUCCUCCUGGUCCAAUGCCUCUCCCCUUCAUUGGGAACCUCUUGCAGCUGACAGGGAAAAAUAUUUCAGCGCAACUGAGAAAGCUGAGCGAAAUAUAUGGGUCAGUCUUCACGGUGUAUUUCGGCUCCGAGCGGACAGUGGUCAUCUAUGGCUACAGUGCGGUCAAGAAGGUCCUUGUGGACAAUGGAGAUGAUUUCCUCAACCGAGGCAGCUUUCCAUCAGCAGAGAAGACCAACAAAGGAUUUGGUGUCGGCAUGUCCAAUGGCGAGCGCUGGGUCCAGAUCCGGCGCUUCUCCCUCAUGACCAUGAGGAACUUUGGGAUGGGGAAGAAAGGCAUUGAGGAACGGAUUCAAGAAGAGGCAGAGUACCUGGUGAAGGAGCUCAGGGACAGAAAAGGCCAGCCCUUCAACCCAGCCACCCUUUUCAGCGGUGCUACGGGGAACGUGAUCAGCCACAUUCUCUUUGGAGAGCGGUUUGACUACCAGGACAAGGACUUUGUCCGGAUCCUCCGCCUGCUCACAGAUAGCUUACGGCUGGAGAGCUCCAUUGCCGGACAGCUCUACAACAUCAUCCCAGGGAUCAUGGACUAUUUGCCUGGCGCUCACCAACAGCUUUUCAAAGAUAUGUUGUCAGCCAAGGAGUUCAUAGCCCAGAAGAUCAAGGACCACAAGAACACCUUUGACCCUUUGAAUACCCCCCGGGACUUCAUAGAUGCCUUCCUCCUCAAAAUGGAGCAGGAGAAGACCAACCCCACGACCGAAUUUACUAAGGACAAUCUGAUCAUGACCGUCCUCGAUUUAUACUUUGCUGGGACAGAAACCUCCAGUACCACCCUGAGAUACAUCUGCAUGCUUCUGCUUGAACACCCAGCAGUGGAAGCAAAGAUCCAUGAGGAAAUCGACCGGGUGAUCGGCCGGGAACGUCCCCCUGCCAUGAAGGACCGUCCUGGGAUGCCCUACACAGAAGCUGUCAUCCAUGAAGCCCAGAGGUAUCUUGACCUGCUCCCCUUUGGGAUCCUCCGCAUGGCAAAGAGGGACUUGGAACUGGAAGGCUUCACCAUCCCAAAGGGAGCUUCUAUUUUCCCAAUGCUGACCUCUGUUCUCCACGACGAAAAGCAAUUUAAAAGUCCAUUUCGUUUUGACCCGGGACAUUUCUUGGAUGAAAAGGGAGAUUUCAAGAAGAAUGGAGCCGACGUCCCUUUCUCUGCAGGGAAGAGGAACUGCCUUGGCGAAGGACUGGCGCGGAUGGAGCUCUUCCUAUACCUCACCACCAUCCUGCAGAGCUUCCACAUCAAGUACCCCCCCGGGAGUCACCAAAAUCGACCUCACGCCAGGCUGACUCCAAGAGAUUCUUCUUUCCUGAGUCCAGGGGCAUUGGCAGAUGGUGGCUCCCAUGGCAGAGGCACCAUGAACCCACUCUGGGCUCCACAGCGGUUUCCAAUGGGCUGGAUCCUAUUCCUAACUAGGUCCAACACCUUGGAUAGGUCCUUUGUGUUGGGAAUUAAGGUUUCCCAGGGUGCCAUGAAAGCUAGAACUGAUAGGAAUCAGCUUUCUUCAGCAGAGUAGCAGGAAUUGUGCCCCAGUCGGACGGUGCUUCCACUGAGAACCAAAACCUUCUCAAAAUCAGCAAGAUUGGCUGUUUCCGGUUGCAGACUUCGGAAAGUUUACUAAUGGUUUUGCGUUUACAUUUGCACAGGGGAGCCUUCUUCCUAACUAGCCAAUGAAUGGUUUUUAGAUGGAUUUAAAGGUUCUAUGUUUUUAUUGUCAUCUUUUUAAAAAAGCUUUUUACCUGUGAUCUGCCUUGGGUUCCUUCUGGGGGAAAGACGGAAUACAAAUGAAAGAAAUAAAAAAGAUAAAUAAGGUUGAAAAA
This is a messenger RNA of Sceloporus undulatus (fence lizard), 2076 nucleotides long. RefSeq names its product cytochrome P450 2C19-like. Bases 117 to 1772 code for a protein of 551 amino acids. The record is from RefSeq and is a predicted model, not a curated record. The transcript is spliced from 10 exons. Gene Ontology annotation, biological process: xenobiotic metabolic process. Gene Ontology annotation, cellular component: intracellular membrane-bounded organelle; cytoplasm. Gene Ontology annotation, molecular function: iron ion binding; oxidoreductase activity, acting on paired donors, with incorporation or reduction of molecular oxygen, reduced flavin or flavoprotein as one donor, and incorporation of one atom of oxygen; heme binding. NCBI's taxonomy places the organism in Eukaryota, Metazoa, Chordata, Lepidosauria, Squamata, Phrynosomatidae.